AUGCUGAAGCAGAGCCGCCCCUCGCCUACAAAGGGACAAAAGCUCCCCACUCUCCGUGCGGUAGGCAGUAGCAAAACCAGGAGCGGGGAAGCUAGCUCCAACAGCUGCAGCAGGCAGCGGCGCGUGUCAAAACGAGGAAGGGCUACUGAUCGAGAACAAACCGCAACGGACAAAAGCAAUGGACCCAGCAAUGACUCUCACCAAUUCGCAAGGAAUAUCCCAGUUGAGCAGGAGAGGAGAAUCUACGGCUGCAAUGGGUCAGCAAUGCUAGAUUGCGGUCGCGGCCGCAGAGCCGAAGACGGCGAUGAGUUCACCGCGUUGUCAGCCUCACCGCGCUCCGUCAACUCCGCCGACUCGUUCGGAACGCUGGCGUCAACCGGCGAGGAGUCGUUCUCUUUGGAAUUGAACGACAACGCCAACGGAAGCUUGGCACAGGAAGGCGAGGCCGAUGCUGUUGGUGGUAAUAAUGGUACAGCGGAGGCUGGAAGCGCCAGCAGAGGGCUGGGCAUCGUCGGCAGGACGCUGUUUGACAGCUGGAAGGAAUUCCUGUGGCAGGUACGCCUGUGCCCGAUGGCUAUCGAAGGGCAGGAGGUGGUUCGCAGGACCUCCGCUCUGAAGAUGGAGAUGACCGGCGGCUCGUUUUCGACCUCAAAAGGGUGCUCGGGUCUUUUCUGUGCUACGAGCGCGGCACGAGAGGAGGAACAGAGGAUCUCGGGGUGGUGGAAAGGAGAAGCCGAGAUACUGUGGAGGAUACAAUCGCAGCGUCGCCAGAGUCACGAGACGCUGGCGGCUCGUCACGAGGAGGAGCUUGCGGCUCACGAAGACAAGCGAACUGAGCUGCUUAGCAAGGGAUGCGGCCGAGAGCUAGCGAAGCUCGAUAGCAUGGAUGAGGCGAACCACCUGGAAAGCCUGCGGCAGGUAGAAACGCUGUUUUCGUUCGCCGUUGGCGGCAGAGGAACCGUAGAGGAAACGCGAGAAACCACAACUCCGAAAGCGGGAGUGACAACCGGUACCGCCGCGGAAGGGCUUUUCACGGUGGCGGCCCCUGGCGCCCACGCCACGCCUCUUGGCACCACCCUACGAACAAGCGCACGGCCGCCCGGAGUGCCAGACGGAAGGGAAAAAGAAGAAGGAACGCCUGCGGGAACGAAAGAACAGCAGCGGCAGGAGCAGCAGCAGCAGGAAGAGGAUGAGGAGGCUCGGGUUGUUCAGGAAACCGCUGAGGCCGAUUGUACAGAGAAUUUUUCCAGCCACCUGCAGCUGGAGCUAGAACGAGUCGCCCUCCACGAGUCCGUGAUGAAAGCGACGGCGGACAAGUUUCGCCGCCGGCGGCAGAGCCUCGCCGUUAUCCUGUGGUGCGGUCUGACGGCGAUGUACCGGGAUUGCAGGGCCAGGGCCCGGCGUACCUUCGUGUCGGAGUGCGCCGCAGAUAUCGGCAGAAUAAAGCAGCUCGCUUCUUCUCCUUCCUCCGGUGGUGGCAGCACCGGCGAAGGACAAAACUGCCCUCUUUCUCCUCCUCCCCCUCUUCCUCCUCCUCCCCCGGCGGGUGGAACAGAAGACGUCUUGAACGAGUACUGUUGUAUCAGUAGCGACAUUUUAUGUAGUUGCGGGGAAAGCGAUAACAGCAUCAAUAGACCUAGUGGGGUUGACGUCACCGAUUCGUCACCAGACGUCCAGGACGCGCUCAGAAAAACAACCGCGACGAUAGAAAGGCCGGGAGUGGCGGGGCAACGCGAGAGAACACGAGCGACGCGAGAGCUUCGUAGUGAGGCCAGCCGCGUCGCCCGAUGGGACAAGCUCCAGCGAGAAGUCUUGCGGAGGAGCACCUACGAGGUCACUAGGCUCCUAACCUCCGACGGACUGCGCCGACACGAUGGCGGCGGGUGGCCCUACUCUUGGCGACAGCGGGGUGACCGCCGUGGCGGGGACGACGGGGUAGCGAAGUCUACACUGGCCGUGCACAAGCGUGCGAGACUUUCCAUGCGCGAGCUGAGGGGGCGGCAGGCGGACGUGUCCUUGGAGGCAAGGAGCAUCGAGCGGUCCUGGAUAGUGUCCCUGGCCAAGUGGGAGGCCCAGCUGGUCAAAGCUCGCGCCGCGGCAGCUGAUGCAGAGGUUCGGGGAUUGCGGAUCCUGCAACGGGAGGACGCGGAGGUGGGGGGAAGGGGAAGGGGAAGGGUGGGUCGCGCGUUCAGCACAUCUCCCAAUAUGGUCCCUCCCUCUCUUCAACAACAAAAUCAACAGACGGCCAGAGCGCUCGAAGUAUCGCAGUCGCUGGCGGACGUGAUCGACAGAGAGCAGGAUCUAGUCGAUGACGCCCAGUCAGCCCUCGUUGUGGACCUGGCGAAGAUCGUCGCUGACGAGAACGCGAAGAGAGCCGAAGCCGCGGCCGUCGCUCGGCGACACUGGUGGGCCGAAGCCAGGGAGAUCCUCCUGGACCUGUUCCAUUCGGUGCACAGCAGCAAUCGGAACGAUCAAGAGCGCGGCGGCGGCUGCGCCGACGUUGACGUCGGUAUCCAUGGUAGUGGUUCUGCCACCGAGAAGCCGGCCGCUACGUCAUCGGCAUCCCUGCAGCUUAUCCGGACUAGCCUGGACGAAUUGCUCCGCGCGGAAGAAAUUCUAGUCGAGAAAGCUGCGAAAGACUUCCUCACUGCCGUCAACGCCGAUGAAUACGGUGGAGGAGGAGGAGGCCCACUUCACGUCGCGGCGGCGGAGAACCAACGGUCCACCAAUGAGGUACUAGAUCGAUGCACGAAAGCUUUCGAAGCCGCUAGCUUUGACCCGUCGACCUCGACAGUCGGGCAACCCACGCCGGUGAAUCUUAAUCAGUGGUCAACGGAAGGAGGCAGCAGCAGCGGCCGCCUUGGUGGGGCACAUAAUCCCGAAGAAGAACUAGCCUCUUUUCGGGGUAGACUUGAGACGGACGCGGUCCAGCUAGCGGUCGCGUCUUUUGAUAUGGAGGUUAGGGAGUUGGCGAUUGACGCUGCAAUCCCAGUGGCUGCAUCAGAGGCGGUGAUGCCGCCGUGUUUUCCGGGAGCACCAUCAACGAUGUUGGAAAUCGAAGGCAAGGGGUCACCGCCACCGUUUCCGCUGGAUGGCCGACCGCCGUCAAGCGACCUAACAAGGUCGCACCUCGAUCUCAGGCGGGUUGCGAGAGUCAAAGCCUUUGCGAGAACCAUGGAAGACAUGUUGUCCACAGCACGUAAGGCGAUUCUUAAGGAAACCCAAAGAGGCUCUGUGGCGGCGACGGCUACCGAGAACGACUACAAUCUCAAGGUCUCCUCGAUCAUACCCCGCAACUCUGGGAAGAUCGGCCAUUUGAGGACCGAAGCGCAGGCGAAAGGGGACAAGGCCCUCGAGACCGCGCUCAACGAGGCCGAGACCCUUUCCGAGGAAAGGUCUUGGAGAUCGAAAACGGCAGCAGCGAUCCGACGGCGGGCGUUGGGAUCGGUUGUGAGUUGGGUCGGCGCGGCAGCUGAUGCCGAGCUCCGGAGAUCAGAACGGCGUCAACGCAGGCGGCAGCAUCACCAACAUCGAAUUAGAGCUUCUUUGGAAGACUUCGAGCGCAUUGCCUCUGAAGAGCAGCAGGACUGGCUGCGUCAGGUGCGAAGACGGGGACAUGAAGCGACAGAGGUAGCGAGAGCAACGAUCUCGGACCACGUCGCGGAGCUCAUCCUUCAUGAGCCGCAGCGCGAACAAGACCAAGAAGGGGGAUACGAGGCAUUGCCGAUGGCGGCUGAUACUCCGAGAGAUCUGAGCUCGCUGCAAGAUCGUUCCAGUAGCGCUGGAGAAGGGACUACAUGCAGUACCGACGACAAGGACAAACCCGGCGAGCAGGGCAACAUGGAACAGGGCGAACAAUCAAUGGCCUUGAACCACCCUGCACUGGUAAUGAAUACCGUUGCCGUUGCUGAGGGUGUCAACAGGGAUCAUGUCGACGACCACCACAGCGGUAGAAAAUUUCCGCAACCGCAGUUCCAGGGUGCUAAACGUCAGCAUGUCGCCAACCAGGAUGACGAUGGUGACGUGUUCGUCGAUCCUCCGUCACUCGAAGGUCUCCGAGUCGAAGCGAUGGCCGUUCUGGCGGCCGCAGAGGCUUCGUGCAUAUGCGAUAUCGACGCGUGGGUAGAAAAAACCCUACGUCGGGAGCUGGAGAUGAUCUCGGCUUGGAUGGCGGAAACCGCGUCCGGUGAUGUCGAAGAACGGGACAUGACAGAAACUGAGCUCGAAACCUUAGAGUCGGCGUUUCGUGCCGCUAGGACGGAUACCGACGAAGUCGUCUCUUCAGCUUGUUGUGAGGCUUACUCGUUGCGGCCGUCGGGUGUUUCUGGCGCGGGUGCAGCACCCAGCGAAACGGAAGAGCCGGCUAACCCGGAACCGGACGCAACUAUCGGUAGCACUGAAUUCGCGGCACCUGGAUUUUUUGCGGAGGAGGAAGAGGAAUGUUCCGCCCUUUGGUCGAGCUUGGAACGGUCUCUAUCUUCGCUAAAGCUCGCACUGAAGACGAUACCGGCGGGAUCAGGCGGGUCACGCAAGGACGAGAAAGAGGGAGAAGAAGGGAUAGAGACCAAGCUGGCCGCCUCCCGCAUCAUCACCGGCCUAGAGUGCGAACUGAGAGCCGUCGUCACCGAUACUUUCUCGUCGACUGGGCAGGUGGAGGAGGUACAGUCAAUUAUUCGCGCGAGCAGCGACGAGCUCAGGGUGGCUUUCACCCUCAUAAGUGAGGCGACGCAAGCGAAGUGGAAGAGCCCGCCUGCUACGGCGGCGGAAGGGAGGGUGACGGACGGUGAGAGAAGAAACGACUUUGUGCCUGCCAGCACAUUGGAGAUCGCGAGAGAGGAUUGUGGCGCGCCUGACGGCGGCAUCGGCACGGAGUGA
Ectocarpus sp. CCAP 1310/34 is the source of this 4875-nucleotide messenger RNA. NCBI's taxonomy places the organism in Eukaryota, Phaeophyceae, Ectocarpales, Ectocarpaceae. The record is from the annotation of a GenBank genome assembly.